GGGCGUCUGUUGGGUCACGUGGUCCCGGUGGUUCUGCCGCGGUGUCAGGAGCUGCAGCGGGUCGGGUUCUGCCGCCGAGGGAACCGCAGACGGUCCGCGGACCCAGAGCAGCAGGUGAUGUGAGGCGAUGCUCGCUCGCCCACCAUGCCCAGUGUCACGCUGAGGUACUUCUGCUAUGGCUGCCUCGUUACCUCGGCAACCUGGUCCGUCCUCCUCUACCUGUACUUCUUCCUGGGGGCGGAGCCUAGCAGGAACCCUGUGCCGCACCGCGCCCGGCCGAUCGGAGCUGUGUCCGACCACAAGGGGGCGGAGCUGUCGCCGGAGGAGGGGAUGAUCUACAACGAGGCGGACCAGGAGGUCCGAGACGCCGGCUACCAGCGCCACGCCUUUAACGUCCUGAUCUCCAACCGGCUGGGCUUCCACCGCCCGCUGCCCGACACCCGCGACCCACGGUGCCGUCAGAAGGCGUACCCUUCGGCGCUCCCGGCCGCCAGUAUCGUGAUCUGCUUCUUCAACGAGGCGCCGUCCGCCCUGCUCAGGACCGUCCACAGCGUUCUGGACCGAAGCCCCGCCCACCUGCUGCACGAGGUCAUCCUAGUGGACGACCAUUCUGCUGCAGAAGAGCUGAAGGACGAGCUGGACCGGUACCUGAGGACGGAGCUACAGGGCAAGGUCCGAUUGGUCCGGAACCAGCAGAGGGAGGGGCUGAUCCGGGGACGAAUGAUCGGAGCCGCCCACGCCACAGGUGAGGUCCUGGUGUUCCUGGACAGCCACUGCGAGGUGAACGAGGCGUGGCUGCAGCCGCUGCUGGCGCCGGUGCAGGCGGACCGCCGUACCGUGGUCUGCCCCGUCAUCGACAUCGUCUCCGCCGACACGCUGGCGUAUUUCGCCUCGCCCAUCGUCCGCGGCGGCUUCAACUGGGGGCUGCACUUCAAGUGGGACCCGGUGCCGCCGGCCGAGCUCAGCGGGCCCGACGGCGCCGCCGGACCCUUCAGGUCUCCCACCAUGGCGGGGGGAUUGUUCGCCAUGGACAGGAAGUACUUCUUCGAGCUGGGCCAGUACGACGGUGGCAUGGACAUUUGGGGAGGAGAGAACCUGGAGAUCUCGUUUCAGAUCUGGAUGUGCGGCGGCCAACUGCUGAUCGUCCCGUGCUCCAGGGUGGGACACAUCUUCAGGAAGCGGCGGCCGUACGGCUCACCUGGAGGACAGGAUACCAUGGCCCAUAAUUCCUUGCGGCUGGCGCAUGUCUGGAUGGAUGACUUCAAGGAGCAGUACCUGGCGCUGCGACCUGAGCUGCGUAACCGUGAUUACGGUGACAUCAGCGAGCGGGCGUUGAGGAAGCGGCUGCAGUGUCGCUCGUUCCGCUGGUAUCUGGACGCCGUUUACCCCGAGAUGCAGGCCGUCGCCAACGGCAACAAGCAGGCGCCUCCGUUGGUCCACAAAGGCCUGAGGCGGCCCAAAGUCCUGCAGCGCGGCCGGCUGCGUAACCUAGCGACCGGACGCUGCCUGGUGGCGCAGGGGCGGGUCAGCCAGAAGGGCGGCGCCGUCGUCCUGAGGCCGUGUAACCACGGAGACCCGGAGCAGGACUGGUCGUACGACGAGGACGGGCAGCUGGUUCUGGCCGGCCUGCUGUGCCUGGACGUGUCGGAGGUCAGGACCUCUGACCUCCCGCGGCUCAUGAAGUGUCACGGCUCAGGGGGGUCGCAGCAGUGGAGCCUGGGGAAGGCCAACCGGCUCUACCAGGUCUCUGUGGGUCAGUGUCUCGCCGUUUCCCGUCCAGCCGGACCGAAGGGCUAUGUUGCCAUGGCGAUCUGCGACGGCAGCGAGCUGCAGCAGUGGCAGCUGGAGGGCUGACGAACCGGCGGGUCCGGUGGGACAAGGUUCUGGUUCCGGUUCUGGUUUUUAACUGUAGUUUUUACUGAAGGAACAUUCUGAUCUUUGCUGCUUUUAAUCUCUAAUAAAAGGUUCUGAACGUCU
Molecule: messenger RNA, 1977 nt
Organism: Poeciliopsis prolifica (blackstripe livebearer)
Lineage: Eukaryota; Metazoa; Chordata; Actinopteri; Cyprinodontiformes; Poeciliidae
Product: polypeptide N-acetylgalactosaminyltransferase 11-like
Biological process (GO): regulation of Notch signaling pathway
Cellular component (GO): Golgi apparatus
Molecular function (GO): Notch binding
Source: RefSeq, a predicted model, not a curated record